Molecule: messenger RNA, 96 nt
Organism: Colletotrichum abscissum
Lineage: Eukaryota; Fungi; Ascomycota; Sordariomycetes; Glomerellales; Glomerellaceae
Exons: 2
Coding region: 1-96 (31 amino acids)
Source: RefSeq, a predicted model, not a curated record
AUGGUCCAUCCCACCUCAAAACCAAGGCUCCUCCGUGGGGCUGGUCCUUGUCUGCCUUUGGUUUCCAUCCUGGCCUCAAGGGUGACGUGCAGGUGA